GAUUUAACAUACUCUAUUUUGACAAUUAAAUUUUUUACUAGAAAAGCAGCCAACUUUAAGCCCAAUUGCCUGUCUGGUUCAUGUAAGAUCGUCGAGGGCGAAUUGUUUAAUAAAAUUUAAGCAAAUUCCUUUAAAUAAUUAAUAGAAACGAUGGCGUUGCGAGUGCUCUCUGUUUCACAAAAUUUACGCCAGCUUUCUAAAGGAGCUGAGCUUUUAAAACGCUACAAGGCAACAGCAAGCCUAAAGAAAACCCUCGUGAAUAUUCCAGCCACCCAGGUGACUCGUUUGGAUAACGGUCUACGUGUUGCUAGCGAAGAUUCCGGAGCGGCGACUGCUACUGUUGGUCUGUGGAUUGAUGCUGGUUCUCGUUCUGAAACUGAAAAGAAUAAUGGAGUUGCCCACUUCUUGGAACAUAUGGCUUUUAAAGGUACUGCUAAACGUUCCCAAACCGAUUUGGAAUUGGAAGUUGAAAAUUUGGGAGCUCAUUUGAAUGCCUAUACAUCCCGCGAGCAAACUGUGUUUUACGCUAAGUGUUUAUCGAAGGAUGUGCCAAAAGCAGUCGAAAUUUUGGCUGACAUCAUCCAAAACUCAAAAUUAGGCGAAGCCGAAAUCGAACGCGAACGAUCUGUUAUUCUACGUGAAAUGCAAGAAGUUGAAAGCAACUUGCAAGAAGUGGUGUUCGAUCAUUUGCAUGCCACCGCAUAUCAAGGAACCCCAUUGGGACAGACCAUUCUUGGACCCACUAAGAAUAUUAAGUGUAUUGGAAAACAAGACCUUUGCGACUACAUUUCAACUCAUUACAAAGCUUCUCGUAUUGUGCUCGCUGGUGCCGGCGGUGUUAAGCAUGAUGAUUUAGUUAAAUUGGCUCAAGAAAAUCUGCGAGGUUUGGAAAAUACAUAUGAUGGCAAACCACCAGUUGUCACUCCUUGCCGCUUCACCGGCUCAGAAGUCCGUGUUCGUGAUGAUUCAUUGCCCCUCGCCCAUGUUGCCAUUGCUGUGGAAGGUUGUGGCUGGACAGAUCAAGAUAACAUCCCCUUGAUGGUAGCUAACACUUUGAUUGGAGCUUGGGAUCGUUCUCAAGGUGGUGGCGUCAAUAACGCUUCGAACUUGGCACGUGCUAGUGCUGAGGACAAUUUAUGUCACAGUUUCCAAUCAUUUAACACCUGCUACAAGGACACCGGAUUGUGGGGAAUCUAUUUCGUUUGUGACCCAUUGCAGUGCGAGGAUAUGUUAUUUAAUGUCCAAACUGAAUGGAUGCGUCUCUGCACCAUGGUUACUGAGGCCGAAGUCGAACGCGCCAAGAAUUUGUUGAAAACCAAUAUGCUGCUCCAACUUGAUGGCACCACUCCUAUCUGUGAAGAUAUUGGUCGCCAAAUGCUCUGCUACAAUCGCCGCAUUCCUUUGCACGAACUAGAGCAACGCAUUGACGCCGUAAAUGUCAGCAAUGUACGUGAUGUCGCUAUGAAAUAUAUUUAUGACAGAUGCCCCGCAGUAGCUGCCGUCGGCCCCGUCGAGAACCUGCCUGAAUAUAACAGAAUUCGCUCAUCGAUGUAUUGGUUGAGGGUCUAAUUCAUUUGAAUAAACGAAAAAAUGCUUCGAGCAAAGUAGUGUAAUUGAAAGAAAAUUUAUUGAAAAAUAAAACAAUUUGAAUGAAAAUAUCCGGUAGUAAAAAACAA
This is a messenger RNA of Bactrocera dorsalis (oriental fruit fly), 1676 nucleotides long. It is a transcript of the gene UQCR-C1, whose product is annotated as mitochondrial-processing peptidase subunit beta. Gene Ontology annotation, cellular component: mitochondrion. Gene Ontology annotation, molecular function: metalloendopeptidase activity; metal ion binding. The coding region runs from base 151 to 1569 and encodes 472 amino acids. The transcript has 6 exons. The record is from RefSeq and is a predicted model, not a curated record. NCBI's taxonomy places the organism in Eukaryota, Metazoa, Arthropoda, Insecta, Diptera, Tephritidae.